Messenger RNA from Rotaria socialis, 294 nucleotides. Lineage: Eukaryota; Metazoa; Rotifera; Eurotatoria; Philodinida; Philodinidae. The record is from the annotation of a GenBank genome assembly.
AUGUCAUCAAAUUUUCUAACAAAACCUUUUGAUAUUACAAAAUUUGCACUUGUAUUCGCUAGCGCACAAAAACAUUUCGGUGCAAGUGAUCUUAUUGAGCAAACUGCAAUGGAUCUAUUCAAUUCAAUAAAUAGAAAAUAUCGUAGCCGUGUAAAUAUUCCAUUUCGGAUUGUAAGAAAUGGUCAACCGGACGAACGACUUGAAUCAUUAUUUAUUCAUCAAGCGAUUCAAUCAAAUAUGAUUGAAUUUGAAAGGCCAUCGGAUUGUUGGUGGUAUUCGAGUAAAGCUGUAUAA